This is a messenger RNA of Carica papaya (papaya), 523 nucleotides long. RefSeq lists its product as uncharacterized. NCBI's taxonomy places the organism in Eukaryota, Viridiplantae, Streptophyta, Magnoliopsida, Brassicales, Caricaceae. The record is from RefSeq and is a predicted model, not a curated record.
CCCAUUGGUGAGGUUUCUUAUUCACACUAGAAAUCAAAUCCAAAAAUCUUGUUUAGCGCUCUAGCUCUCUCUAUCUCUCUCUCUCUGUGUACGCCUCUUUCAGAUAUUCUUGAGAGACGUUGCAGAGAGAGAUCGAGCAUUUUGUAUUACUCUCUUUCUUUUUGGUUUGUUUUAGACUCAAAUCUAACAAAGACGAAAACAAUGGCCGUUUCAAGGGUUUGUCUUGGACUUGUGACUCUUCUUAUCAUUCUCAUUUUUGCCAUUGCUCUGCCUUCUGUUCAGGCCCAGUCCUCUUCUCCGGCUCCAGCUCCCACCAGCGAUGGAGCUACAAUUGACCAAGGGAUUGCAUAUGUGCUCAUGUUGGUAGCCUUGCUUCUAACUUACCUCAUUCAUUAACCUGAUUUCCCCUCCGCCUUCUAAAUCUUAACGAGGUGGAAUCAAUGAUGGUUACGACAAAAAGACAGGUUUUGAUUAGAUCAGGGGUUAUGGGUCUGAUAACGGGUGGUGUUUGUAUCUUUCUUGU